AUGACCACUACCGCUGCCAUGUUAGCCGCUAGGACAGGACUCCGAACAGGCGCAAGGACAUCAACCUGCCUUGUUUGUCAAUGGCGCACCUUUAGCACCACUGGCUACCAGCGGCUUCCCACAGACCACACACCCGGCGCCGCCGCUCCGGAUGGGAAACCGAAACCGAGACAGACCUUCGCCCCGGCCCCGGUAGCCGCCACGGAGCCGGCUCCGGACAGCCCGUUAGCCCACGCCCCCCGGUCCUACGGCAAGAAAAUAAAAGACUUCACACCCACCCCUCUGUCAAGACCAAUUGGCAUGAACACGCCCCCCGCCGCGGGACAAAACACCGGCAUCGACCACCGAACCUUCAAACAGCGCCGUGAUGACUUCGUAGACUACGAAAGACAUCUCGCCAAGCGGGAGUACCUCAAAAACAAAGUCUCCCGCCCCUACUUCCGCGACUGGGUCAACCUCUCCUUCCACAAAGGCAAAACCUUCCUCGCGCCCCCCCGCCUCUUCAAAGCCGACCUCUCCCUCUACUUCCCCAACCUCUUCGGCCGCACCCUGGCCUCCCGCCAAAAAGCAGACACCACCCCCCUCCUCGCCGGCCACGCCUCCGUCGUCACCGUCUUCAGCGGCAUGUGGGCCGAGAACCAGAUCAAGACCUUUGUCUCCCCCGAGCAAAACCCUGCCCUGCACCGGGUCCUCAAAGAGAGCGGCGGCAGGGCGCAGCUGGUGCAGAUCAACGUCGAGGAGGACUGGAUGAAGAUGAUGUUGAUCAAGCUGUUUUCCUGGUCGUUGAGGAACAAGGUGGGCAAGGAGAAUUGGCACAGGUAUUUCCUUGUGAGGAAGGGGAUCACCGAUGAGAUCAGGGAGAGCGUGGGGCUGUUGAACAGCAAGGUUGGGUAUACUUAUCUGGUGGAUCAUCGGUGCAGGAUACGAUGGGCGGGGAGUGGUAGUGCGGAGGGGGAUGAGAGGGAGGGGUUGGUGAAGGGGGUGAGGAGGUUGCUGGAGGAGAUCAAGGCUGAGGGUGUGACUGGGGGUGUGGCUGAGGGGCAUGUUCUGAAGCCUCUGGCGGCUGGCAAGCCUACUACUGGAGACAAGAAAUAG
Podospora anserina S mat+ is the source of this 1095-nucleotide messenger RNA. RefSeq lists its product as uncharacterized. The record is from RefSeq and is a predicted model, not a curated record. The coding region runs from base 1 to 1095 and encodes 364 amino acids. The transcript has 2 exons. Lineage: Eukaryota; Fungi; Ascomycota; Sordariomycetes; Sordariales; Podosporaceae. Gene Ontology annotation, biological process: mitochondrial proton-transporting ATP synthase complex assembly. Gene Ontology annotation, cellular component: mitochondrial inner membrane.